AUGCGGGCGACGUCGCGCGCGCCGCGCGUCGCGGUCGCGCGCGCGCCGGGCGCGAGGCGCGCGCGCGCGCGCGCGAGGACGCCGCGGCGACGCGCGGGGGACCUCUUCGACGGCGUCUUCGACGCGCGGGACGACGACGACGGGCGACCGCGCGCGGCGGAGGCGGCGGGAGAGGACAUCGAGGAUUUAGUCGCCGCGGCUGAGGACUCGCCGUACUUCAACGACGCGUUUCGGGAGGCGCUGGCGGGGGCGCAGGCGCGGCAGCGCGCGGAGCGGGCGCGCGAGAAGGAAAAGAUCGACUCGGAGGUGGCGCUGAUCAUGGAGCGCGUGAAGGCGGAGCGAGCGAUGAAGGCGAAAUCGGCGGAGAAGAAAUCGGCGGAGAAGCCGGCGGUCGAGGAGGCGGUCGAGGAGGCGGCGGCGGAGACGGCGGCGGAGACGGCGGCGGAGACGGCGGCGGAGGCCCCCGCGAGCGCGGCGGCGGCGGAGGUCGAGGACUCCGCGGCGGCGAUACCGUCGUCGCUCGACGCGGAUUUCGUUCGAUUGCUCGAGAGAGACCUGAUGGAGAUGCAGGAAUGCAGCAAAGAGUCGAUUUCAGACCUCACGAACGCUCGCGAACGGGUGAACCAAUCAAUCGCGAACGAAAAGCGGCAGCUCGCUCGGUUGGACAUACUUCUCGAUCGCGUGCGACGCGAGGCGCGUUACCUGCGCGCCGAUGCUUUACGAAAAAAGAAAAACAACUAG
Ostreococcus lucimarinus CCE9901 is the source of this 741-nucleotide messenger RNA. RefSeq lists its product with no specific name. The transcript has a single exon. Bases 1 to 741 code for a protein of 246 amino acids. Lineage: Eukaryota; Viridiplantae; Chlorophyta; Mamiellophyceae; Mamiellales; Bathycoccaceae. The record is from RefSeq and is a predicted model, not a curated record.